AUGUCCGCCUCCGCCGACAGCUUGGACAACGUGAGUAUUAGUAGUUUCGACGAAGAAGUCCAAGAGCAGCGCGCGGAGCGCGUGCGGCAGCUCUACCGUGAAGACCGUGAGAGAAAGGCGGAGGCAAGGGCGGCAGCAGCAGCCGCCAAGAAGGAGCAGGCUGCCGAGAAGAAAGCAGCUAAGGCGGCAGCCAAGGCGAAAGCGGCCGCUCAGGGAAAGGACGCGAAGGGCAAGAAAACUGCACAGGAGCGCCGCGCUGCCCCUCCUGUGUGGCGUAGGACGAAGGCGGCUGCGGGCGGGGCCAAAGCGGUUUGCAAGAGAGAAGAGCACCGCGAAGAGGGGUCCACAGUCGAUGCAAGGUCGUACUGGGACCUCAAUGGCCCUCUGGACAGUGUCCAAGGCCUCCAGCAAGAGCUGGACUUUAACACGCCGCUGGAGCGUCCGGUCGACCCGGACGAGUGGUCGGAGAAAAAUAGGCCCAUUCUCAGCAACCGGCAACACCGCCGUACGGCUGUGGAAGCGGAACGUAGUGGAGCCUGCAGCCCGGCACCGCCCCAGUUUUUGUGGAGUUUGUCCAAAGAGGCAUCACAGGAAGUGCUUGGAGUAAUCGCUGGAGCCACCUGGUUAGAGGGAAUUUGGCGCUAUGCCAGGGCUUGGUUGGUUGGAAAGGUGUUUUUGUUGUGCUACUUGCAGCAAGGGGCAACCUGUGAGUUAGCCAUCACAGCAGAGGAACUCGCGGAACUGCGGCGCAUUGCGGCCGAACGUCCCUUGCCGCGAAAAGAAACCAAGAGAUCUGGAGAUUUGUUCCCGGAAAAACAUGGGGAGAAAUUCGGGGCCUCCAAAUUUCUGAAGUUUCCAAAGUUGGGAUUGACAUGCCCCUUCCUGACAACCAUGUACUGUCAAUGGUGGAAGCAGGCGCAUGCUGGGGCUCAGUACACCACGCUGGAAAUUGGGAUCCCCGGAGGCACUUUUCAGUUUACUGAUCAAGUACACAAUGCAGCCAGACUCAAGGUGGUGGACAAUACCAUGACGGAGCCGCAGGCGCGUGAUGGACAAUGCCAAGCCGGUCAGCCUUUGGUCGCCGAAGCUUCAGAGGUUGAGAACACCUGGGGUCAGCCCUUUGGGUCAGCCACCACAGUCGUGGGCUCGGGGCCUCAGGGACAACUUUCAAGUGCAGAUACCCUUCGAGCCGAUGAUGCGCUAGUCUUCAGGAUCGGCCGGGGGCCACCGAUGCGUAACGCUAUGUCCUGUGCCAAUGCCACCCCGAAGGUAUUGAUCCGUCCCAAAGCUCCAGUGAAAGAAUUGAUGGGCGGCAACUACCGCGUCUGUUACUCUGCCAAUGGCACCUUUGGUUUGCUACAGGCAGAUAUCACGCGCCAGAGAUUAGAAGUGAAUGGGGUCUUCGACCGAUCACCCAGUUGCACCACGACAGACUGCUUGAGUCGUCGACUUUAUCAAUGCUACAUGCGACGUGAAGAAUUCAACACUGCAGAUGGAAAGUACGGCCUGCAAAGUUCCUGUGUCGUGGACUACUCCUAUGCUGGCGCUGGUUUCUUCGGUCCACCCGGGAGAGGUAGUUGGACGGCGGAGUUUGUCACCACUUAUGAUGAGACGGGGACGGUGACCAAUGUGCAGGAGCAGCCUUGCGCACAAUCGGAACCUGCCGCCUUCAUUUGCCGCGAUGGAGGAGCAUGCGAGGCUGGAGAUCCUUACAUCACUCCGGAUGCCACGGUGUCCUCUAAACGGAUCAAUAUCCCCACCACUCGCAACGACCUCUUUGGAAUGGCGUUUGGCAGUACCACCACCUACAAUGCCCGGACAGUGGCGGCCUGCUAUUGCCCGGAUAGGAAUGGAUGUACCAACACGGUGGAUUUUAUUCAACAGAUUGGCAUCCUUCAUUUCUAUUUGAGCAAGGUCUGUCAUGCGGGCAAUGCGGCCUGCACAGAAGAUUUCACGGGCGUGACCGGACAGUAUCGUUUUCGAAUUCGCGUGGAGUGCCCCAGCGACGCGUGCAUGUUGAAUGAUCAAAACCGUGUCAAACUCGUGGAAAAGACCCUCUCGAAUGACUUACCUUCCUGGGAUAGCGGCAAUGGUUGCCGUACCGGCUUGCACGGAAACAUCAAUGGUCUAGAGGUCCUACCAACGACCCAGUAUGUCCCCAUCGACGGUUCGCCAACGGGCGUGCUGAACGAGCUCAACUGUGAUCAGGGCUCGCCGGUGGGGUGUCGACUGAGUGGAGGGACGCGGCAAGACUACAAGACCUUUGGUGGGACUUAUGGUUUUCGUUUCAUCCUGGGUUCGAGCGACCACGAGGCACGUGGGUUUCACACCUCCAAAGAGGUUGAUGUUUGUUACUGCAAUGGCGACUGCAAUGUCCGGCGGCCUAUGGACCAAGUGAGAGAGUCUCCGACAGGGCGCAAGAUGUCCCGGCCCUACCCGGCUGGUCAGUGCUGCGACAUCCAGAUCGGAGCUGCCGGCGCAGUGGAGCGUGGAAUUCGUGAACCAACCAGGGAUCAUUGGGCUUCAUCGGCCCUAUGCAGAUGGAGGUGUCCUAGGUUUACAGGAGAACAGCCUCUUGAAGUUGGUUCCAGACAAGGAGAAGCAAAUUGGCGACGAUGGCUGUGCUCUUUCUGGCUACAACAGCCAGUUUUCCCAGGGCCUUUCAAGCGAAGUCGCUGCCUCAACAAACUACUUGGGCAAACUGCAGACACAGACACCUCCAGAUUUGCAGAAGGUUGUCUUCAACACCAACUCUUUUGUCAACACAAUUACAGUGACCGAGGCGGGCACGUUGGCUGUGUGCUACUGCGCCGUCACGGUGGACAGUACGUGUCCGGUGCCAUCGAAUUGGAAGUUGGUGACACAUCUCACAGUGAAGGGUCCGCAGAUCAAUCAGCGCUGGACCUUCUCCACGAACGUGGUCUUUCGCUUCAGUUACGAGGGCUAUGGGCUCACCUCAGGCGAUACCAUUCGCAUCAUUUCGUCCGAUGGCAAGUGCACGGACAACAACUACAAUCCCAACACAGCUGCCUUUGCGUACACUGCUCUCAAGGUGAAGUGCCCGGUGCCCUGCAGCGAGGUGACCUUGACCAGCGGCACCGAGGUGGGCGAUCUCAGCACCAAGGCGCCUUGACCGAAGCGUGA
Molecule: messenger RNA, 3144 nt
Organism: Cladocopium goreaui
Lineage: Eukaryota; Dinophyceae; Suessiales; Symbiodiniaceae
Source: the annotation of a GenBank genome assembly